Megalobrama amblycephala (Wuchang bream) is the source of this 1751-nucleotide messenger RNA. RefSeq names its product microtubule-associated protein, RP/EB family, member 3b (gene mapre3b). Gene Ontology annotation, molecular function: microtubule plus-end binding. Gene Ontology annotation, cellular component: microtubule organizing center; cytoplasmic microtubule; spindle midzone. The record is from RefSeq and is a predicted model, not a curated record. Gene Ontology annotation, biological process: spindle assembly; regulation of microtubule polymerization or depolymerization; protein localization to microtubule plus-end. Bases 228 to 1064 code for a protein of 278 amino acids. Lineage: Eukaryota; Metazoa; Chordata; Actinopteri; Cypriniformes; Xenocyprididae. The transcript is spliced from 8 exons.
GUACACUUCCGGUUGUGUCAGACCCGCGUGACGCAUGCGUGCUGACGGGGAGCGCGUGUUGCGCGCUGCGUUUCCAGAGACGCUGAUUACUGAGAGAGACUGCGCACUGCUCCACACUGCUCACUCCAGCCGGACAGAUUCACGACAACCGACACUGUUCUUUUGGGAGCAGUAACUCAGAGGAGAGCUAGAGUACUACAGUGACAUCCACCUACUGACGUUAGGGGAUGGCGGUAAACGUUUACUCCACAUCUAUGACCAUCGAGAACCUGAGCAGACAUGACAUGCUGGCUUGGGUCAACGACUCGCUGCACCUCAACUACACCAAGAUAGAGCAGCUCUGCUCAGGUGCGGCAUACUGUCAGUUCAUGGACAUGCUGUUUCCCGGCUGUAUCCUGCUGAGGAAGGUGAAGUUUCAGGCUAAACUGGAGCACGAAUACAUCAACAACUUCAAAGUGCUGCAGGCGGCCUUCAAGAGGAUGGGCGUGGACAAGAUCAUUCCAGUGGAGAAGCUCGUCAAGGGGAAGUUUCAGGACAACUUCGAGUUUGUUCAGUGGUUUAAGAAAUUAUUUGACGCCAACUACGACGGGAAGGAGUACGACCCUCAGUUGGCAAGACAAGGCCAAGACAUCACUCCUCCGCCCAACCCAGGUGAAGUCAUUUUCCACAAAUCCAAGAGCUCCUCCAGAGCGCCAGGACCCCAACGGACGUCACCGACGGCACCAAAAACUAUGCCCGCCCCCCCGCGUGCCAUAAACUCCACCCCCUCAACUGGAAUAAGGCGGACCAUCCCGAUGUCAAGGAACGGAGGCGGCGACGCCGAGAUCAUGGAGCUCAACCAGCAGCUGCUGGAUCUGAAAUUGACGGUCAACGGUUUGGAGAAAGAGAGAGAUUUUUACUUCAGCAAACUCAGAGACAUUGAGCUGGUGUGUCAAGAGCACGAGAGCGACACGAACCCCGUCCUCGGCAAAGUCAUGGAGGUCCUGUACGCCACAGAGGAUGGUUUUGCGCCCCCGGAGGACGAUGAGAUCGACGAACAGCCACGAGACCAGGAUGAAUACUGAUCUGCAGUCCCGUCUUUCUCUCUCACUUCAUCCUUCCUCCAUGAUGUCUCUCUUUUUUCUCUCGCUCUUUGACACUCCAUCCCCCACCAGCAGACACCAGGGGCGUGCUGUGAUAGGCUAAUAGACUGAGUAGGGGUGUGUCUGUGCUAAUGAGAUGUGAAUUUAUGCAGUGACACUGAUGUUUUAUUGGCUGUGGGUUUUAAUUAAGAGUCCAGAUGACUCGAGCACUGAACCUGAAACUGCAUGAUGAUGCAGUGACACAGUCACACACACACACACACACACACACACACACACACACACACUGAACUUUUGCAGUGCUGAUGUAGCCGACACACACAGCCAAGGUUAUUGACUAACAGUUUUUUAUUUGAACUCCAAUCAGCUAAUUUAUUUGAGAGUUUGAUGCUGAUGUCAUUUAUAUAUAUAUUUAUAUAUAUAUCUCUUUAGAAGGGUUUUUAGUUUCAAUGAAUUAAGUGGAUAGUGUACGGAAACCGAUGGAAGCUUGUUUCCACCAUGGAAUAAAAAAUAAAUAGGUAAUUUAUUCUAGAAUUCAGAAUUGAAUGAUAACUUGCAAUUACAAGAAAAUAUUUAUUUUAUUCUGUGGCAAAAAAAACAAAAAAAAAACUAUGGAAUCUUGUGUUUCCGUCACUGAAUAAAAAAUAAAGAAUUUUUUUAAUCUCACAA